AUGAGGAUAGACGAAGCACUUGACCAUAGCCGGCAGAUCACCCGCAAUAAGCAUAACGAAGAAGUAACGAAAAACCGGAAGUGUAUGCGAACUUUAAUUGAGAUCACCUGUUUCCUUGGCACUCACGGUCUCGCCUUUCACGGACAUUAUGAAUGUUCCGAUUCCACGAACAGAGGAAAUUAUAAAGACCUCUGCACGUUGAUCGCCGCCAGGGAUCCAGCAUUCCAGGACUUUAUAAAUAAUAAAGUUUUCAGCGGAACGUCGGGAGGAAUCCAGAACGAGCUUAUAGAAUGCAUUGAAAGCUACAUGGUUCAAACAAUUAAAAGAGAAGUUCUUGAUGCUGAGUUCGUGUCCAUUAUGAUGGAUGAAUCAACAGAUUCGGCUCGGUUAUCGCAACUAUCUUGUACUCUGCGCUACUUACGGCCCGAUGGAACACCAGUUGAAAGGCUCGUUAGAUUGGCAGACGUUAGCAGUGACAAAACCGCCGCUGCGUUGGCCGGACACGUUGAUGAAAUAGCAGCGUAUUUUGGUCUUGAUGGUGACAAAGUUGUAGCUCAGAGCUAUGAUGGAGCUGCUGUAAUGUCCGGGGACAAAUCUGGAGUGCAAACAUUGGUGAAGCAACGGUUUCCAAAAGCUGGAUAUAUCCACUGCCGCGCACAUGUGCUUAAUUUGGUGCUACUUCACUCGUGCACAAAUAACAAGAAAUCAGCAAGGUUUUUCAACACGAUCUCAUCACUCGCGGCAUUUUUCUCGCAGUCACCUAAACGCAGCGAGACAUUAAAGCAAUUUAUGGAGACCCACAUACCAAAUGUUUGCAAGACCAAAUGGUCGUAUAAUUCGCGUAUGAUCAAAAUAAUUGAUUCGAAUUAUGCAGCGAUUAAUGAAUGUUUAGGUGAGAUUUAUCUUGGCGACAGUGUCUUUGAUGCUGAAACUUGUACUACAGCCAGAGGUCUUCACGCAUUCAUGCUUGAAUUCAAUACCGUAUUCUUGCUCAAACUUUUUGCUAAUAUUUUUGCACAUACAGAUGUUCUGUAUCAAAUUUUGCAAACAAAAGAAUUGGACGUAGUAGAAUGUUUACGUAACGUCAAGGCUUGCCUCGCUUCUAUCGAAGAGCUCAAAGCAGAGCAUCAUUUCUACAGAACGCUUAAUGAUGCAAUUGAUGUUUCUGGCGAAACGGUCACUGAUAGCAACGGUAUCAAUUAUCGUCCCAUAAAUAUAUUGUAUUUAAUUUCGUUUAUCCUUGGACAAAACCUGCAUCAAACUUUCUCCGAAACGCUUCGGCUGGCCAGAAUGAUACUGACAUUGCCUAAUACAACGGCGUCCAUCGAACGAACGUUUUCGGUUCUCCGACGGAUCAAAAAUUAUUUGCGGUCUAAAUCGGGCCAGAAUCGAUUAUUUGGUAUUAUGAUGAUGGCUGUGGAGAAAGAUUUACUCCAUGAGAUGAUGCUGACGCCAUUAUUUUACGACGAUAUUAUCGACAAGUUUGCGUUAAAAGUAAACCGAAGGAUUCCUUUGUUAUAUAAAUAAAUGUUGAUAAAUAAAACUUUUAAAAUCUGUUAUCGCAAUACUGUUGUUUUAAUGUUGCAAAUGUCGAUUGAACAG
Messenger RNA from Wyeomyia smithii (pitcher-plant mosquito), 1602 nucleotides. RefSeq names its product zinc finger MYM-type protein 1-like. The transcript has 2 exons. NCBI's taxonomy places the organism in Eukaryota, Metazoa, Arthropoda, Insecta, Diptera, Culicidae. Gene Ontology annotation, molecular function: protein dimerization activity. The coding region runs from base 1 to 1527 and encodes 508 amino acids. The record is from RefSeq and is a predicted model, not a curated record.